Messenger RNA from Colletotrichum navitas, 1485 nucleotides. RefSeq names its product NAD dependent epimerase/dehydratase. The record is from RefSeq and is a predicted model, not a curated record. The transcript is spliced from 9 exons. Gene Ontology annotation, cellular component: mitochondrion. NCBI's taxonomy places the organism in Eukaryota, Fungi, Ascomycota, Sordariomycetes, Glomerellales, Glomerellaceae. Gene Ontology annotation, molecular function: protein-containing complex binding. The coding region runs from base 116 to 1243 and encodes 375 amino acids.
CUUGUAUUCUGGAUCAAGCUCGUGACUUUGGAGCUUUCGGCCAGUACUGAAGUAAUCAAUUGUCAGUCAAUUGGGAGGCCACCGCACGUAUUCGCUGCCGCCUCGAUACCUGACAAUGGCCUCCUUUCCGACCGCCGUGCGGUCAACCCAGAAGGCUGCGCACAAUGUCCUGAGAAGGCAGCCCCUCCACGACAUUGCCAUCACCCGCACCGGCAAGCCCAUCUUGCGAACCCAGGGCGGAAGAUCAUCUCUUGGUGGGCACACUGCGACGGUUUUUGGCGCAACGGGACAGGUUGGACGAUACAUCGUGAACAGACUCGCUCGUCAAGGAUGCACCGUCGUCAUUCCUUUCCGUGAGGAGAUGGCCAAGCGUCACUUGAAGGUUGCUGGUGAUCUCGGACGUGUUAUCUUCCUUGAGUACGACCUCCGUAACACCCAAUCAAUCGAGGAAAGUGUGAGGCACUCAGACGUUGUCUACAACCUUGUCGGCCGCAACUACCCCACCAAGAACUUCUCUCUAGAAGACGUCCACGUCGAGGGAACCGAGCGGAUAGCGGAGGCUGUUGCCAAGUACGAUGUGGACCGCUUCAUCCACGUGUCCAGUUACAAUGCCAACUUGGAGUCUACUUCCGAGUUUUACCGCACCAAGGCCCGCGGUGAGCAGGUCGCUCGUAGCAUCUACCCCGAGACCACCAUUGUCAGACCGGCGCCGAUCUUCGGUUUCGAGGACAACCUCCUUCUGAAGCUUGCUAGCGUUAUGAACCUCUUCACUGCCAACAAUAUGCAGGAAAGAUUCAGGCCCGUUCACUCCAUCGAUGUUGGCCAGGCUUUGGAGCUGAUGCUCUACGACGACAGCACGGCUGGGCAAACAUACGAACUUUACGGCCCCCAGGAGUACUCCAUGGCCGAGAUCGCGCAUUUCGCCGACCGUGAAAUCUUCAAGAAGCGCCGUCACAUUAAUAUUCCCAAGUCCAUCCUCAAGCCCGUUGCUGGUCUCUUGAACAAGUACCUCUGGUGGCCUACCAUGUCUGCUGACGAGGUUGAACGUGAGUUUAUCGACCAAGAGAUCGAUGAGACGGCCAAGACUUUCAAGGAUCUCGGCAUCGAGCCUGGUGACAUUAGCAAGUUCACGUACCACUACUUGCAAGGUUACCGCAGCGCCAACUUCUACGACCUGCCUCCUGCGACAGAGAAGGAGAAGAAGGAAGAGCGCAAGUACUUGCACGUUCUCGACGACCAGUAAGCCUGGGUUCCAUUUGUAAGACGGGGUUGAUGCUGGGCAAGCAAAGUCGUUUAGAGUGUAUAUAAGUAGUGACUAGACAAUGCUGCAAAAGUCGAGCAAUUCAUGUACAGUUCUGAGUACAACCUUGGCGAGCGAUGUGUCAUCCUAUGAGUGACGAACUGUGCUGCGUUCUUCUUAGUCAAAGCUUUUGCUAUGCUGUACCUGAUUCGUUGAUGGCACUUUGGAUUUUGACGCCGACUCGA